Messenger RNA from Porites lobata, 6440 nucleotides. NCBI's taxonomy places the organism in Eukaryota, Metazoa, Cnidaria, Anthozoa, Scleractinia, Poritidae. The record is from the annotation of a GenBank genome assembly.
AUUCCUUACGCUUAUGCUGCGAUUCUUCCGAGUACUAUCAUUAUCGCUAUAUUGUCACCAAUUGCGGUGGCUGGUAAUUCAUUGGUUUUAGCAGCAAUAUGGAAGCGCUCUUUUCAAAGAUCGCCGUUUCAUGUCCUUCUGAGUGGAAUGGUUGUAACUGACCUUUGCACGGGACUCAUUGCCCAGCCGUUCAUUGUCGCAACUAAUUUACUGUACCUGACAAAACCAACAUUCGUGAUAAAGCAGCCAGGGCUUUUUCUCGCCAUUAAAACAACUGGAGACGCAAGUGCCACAUAUUCGAUAGCCUUCAACUUGUUAAUCAUAACACUCAUGUCUGUUGAGCGAUGGCUGCAUAUGUCUCGCCGAUCCUUGGUGAUAUCCCGUCGAGGACGUUUUACUGCCGUAACUUGUUUUCUCCUUCCAAUUCCAGCAGUUGUGUUUCGUUCCAUGGAAACUCUUAAACCAGGAACAGGUCAACGACUGUUAAACAUGACGAUAGUUGUGUCCAUGUUUGGUUGUUUUCUAAUCACAUUUGUUUCUUAUGUUAACGUUUUUCGUCUCAUUCUACGCCACCAACAACAGAUUCAAGUCACUGAAAACUUUGGCCAACCGGCGAUAAACUUAGCAAAGUACAAAAAAUCCGUGUUCACCAUCUUGAUUAUUCUGGCCUUCUAUUGCAUUUGUUUCCUUCCUAUUACUUUCUCACUUUCAAUCCAUUUUCAAGUCGGUGAUAGUUCUAAAAUGGCAUUGGCUACAAGUGUAUCGUUCGUGUUCUUAUUUUUAUCUCCUUCGUUAAGUCCAAUCCUGUACUUAUGUAGAAUGAAUGAUGUUCGUGCUGGGGUAAAAAUAUUACUUUCGUCUGGUAGGGGAUAAUGCCAAAUCUGACUUUGUCUCAGUAGUCAAAAGAAAAGUCAUAAUUCGGGUUAACCUGUGUGGAAGUACAAAUACAAGGUGAAUGUUAAUCUAUUACAAAGUUCUUGUACGUUAAGUUUCGGGAUUAAAGAGAUACUUUUGAAAAUUUUCAGGGUAUAAAAGAAUUUGUUGGUUAAGGCUUUCUCAAUGUGAUACUAAAAUCUUUCAAUCUAAGGAGGGUGUUAAUUCUUGGAAGUUGUCAGGAAAUGCAUUUAUCUAUCCAUCCAGUUGUGAGGAAUUAGAUAGGUGAUUUAAUCAGUAAGAAAAGGGGAAGUAGUUUCAAUGAACAGUAAUGACCUCAAAUAUGAUUACACUUUAAUAGCCUAGUUUGAAAUUAUUAAAAUGAUAUUUAAUUCUCCAAAGUAAAGUAGUCUGACACGUAGGCAUAAACAAUCCAGUGAUAAUGCUUGUCGCCCUUCAAACCAAGGGCGAAAACUGAUCCGCAUAAGAAUGGUGCAAAGAUGUACCAACAGAAAAUUAAACCGUUCAAUUUCAGCUUAAGGUACGUGACAGGUACACAAGCUUGAUUGAUUCGUGGAAAAGAGUGAUUGACACUGAGGGCAUGCCAAUGCAUUCGUGAAAUUGAGCGCUGAAAGUUCAGUGACAAAAAUUUUAAUUCCGGCGAUCUAGUUUUCCUAAGCUUUUCUUGGUGGUUUAGAUGGGAAACUCUAAGGCCGAAAUACUCCACUUGGGCAUGGAGACAAAUUUCAACUUUCCUAAUUGACCUUUACACGAGCCUGUCUUAUUAUAAAUGGGGAUUUGUUUUUCUUUGUCCAGGAAAGACUCGUCAAUUUUGUUUCUCUGAAAAGAAAAAGUUGCAAGAAAACGCAUGCAAAUGGGGUUUUAAACGUUUUUAGUUAAGCCUUGCUCUGCGUAAGUGGGAACACCUUUUACCUUGUCAAGAAAAAAAUUGUCAAGUUUUUCAUAUUAAUCUAGCAAUUUUCCCUGAAAGUAAAAACAAAAAAAUCUUGCUUGUGAAAACGAAGCUUAAGAUUAAUGACGGGUCAACUCGAGGUUAGUCACAAAUCCGUCUUAAAACUAUGCAUGAUGAACACAUUCUCGGUUUUCAUAUGACGUCACCAACAUUCAAACUUAUCGAUUCUUCCGAGUUUCUACUUUCAUGAGUUAUUACAGUAGCUUAACACUUUCUUUAUUCAUACACAAUUUUUUGUUCGAAAGGGCUCUUCAUUUUGCGCGAGAGGACUCUGGAGGCUAGGAAAGCUCUUAAUGUGGGUUGAAAAAGUUAGCAACUUUCAGAUUUUGGUAUCUUAACAUUCCUUGUCUCAGAAUAAAUGUUACUUUUACCUUUAUGAGUUCAUCAAGCGAUGAAUUAACGCAUUUGCAGAAACACUCCAAGACAGCUGUUUCUGUUGGUUUUCGGCGGCCAUAUUUGUGCCCCUCAAAAAGGCACCAACAUGGCGUCUCCAUACAAAGCCUUAUAUAUUGAGUAAAACGUUUUUCCGAAUAUCUUGCACAAAUGUCGCGCAACAACUUACAACAACUUUACUUCAUUUCAAAACCCUUGUUAUAAAAUAAAAUAGAACACAACCCGCAAGUAGCAAAGGCUCUCGAGGCGGGUUGUGUAAACAUACAUGUAAAUAAAUAAAUAAUACAUUAAUUAAGGUGGCUCGAUACAGUUUUUCAGGGCCAGUACCUCCCAAGUUUGAGCAUAAACUACGUCGCCAUAAACAAAGUUUUGGAAAAAUUGCCACCACAGUUGUAUUAGAUUAAGAUGAAAAUUUGUUAUGAUCAGGGUUGCAAUGACAUCGGAGUUGUCAUAGCAACGAAAUGACGCUAUUACCUAUUUUACUUACAGGAGUAUAUCUCGGCGCUGGGAACUCUUCUUCCAAAAUCAUUUACGGAAGCUUUUCCCUCCAAUAGCCGCCUCGAUGUUCCUGAAGUUUAAGCCAAAUCUGUAACAGCGUUAUCGAGAUAUUUUGGGAUAAAGAUUUUGUUGUAUCAAUAGCAGUGAUAUAUAGAUUUAGCCAGGGCUAAAAGCGAAGCUCUCGAUAAUAUUUAUAUAUAAAAUCGUGUAAUGCUAAGCGGCGAAGGCAACGCCGGAGAAAGGUGAAAAACUGAACAAUAGGUCCAAUUAGCAAAAAAGGAACUUUGCACGUGCAGCACAUUUUUUUUGUACAUUUCUUUGCCGUUCUUUUGUACGACUGCAACGUGAAACUUCCAGAAACUUCUUAGUUACACGUUUUACGGACUGAAUACGUUUUCUCGUUCACUUUUUUUUUCACUGCUGCUCAGUUUCACCUUGCAUUGGUGGCCGCUAGCAUUUCUCUUUUUGCCACCACCGCUACAAAAUUGUCAUGUUAUUCUUCCAACAAAAAAAUGUCUGCUUUGUUUUUAAUCUCUCGCUAUAGAUCUCUGUCGCCCUUUAUCACGUUAACGUUGAGAUUCGCUGGCCUGCCGCCUACUUUCUCUUUUUCUCUGUCUUUCUCUUGCUCUAUAUUCCAAAUAUGUGGACAUGACAAUUAAUCUAAGCUUAAUACUUUAGAAAACACGGAUACAGAAACAAUUUCCGCUUUCCGUUUUCGUCUUUAUUGACUCUUUAAUUGUCUCUGCUUCACGAUUUCCCGUCAAAAUAACCUCGAGUUACAUUUGGGUUGUCAUACCUGUUGAAUGAGUUAUUUUACAUUGGUAUGACUGUGGUGCGGACGGACAGUCGGGCGGUCGGUCGGUGUACGGUCACGUGAUUAUCAAAUUUUCUCGGAUGGGUGGGUGGUUUACCACAUUUUCUUACUCAUGGUGCUCCGCUUCGCGCGCGAGAGCUCCGCUAUCAAUCUUUUUGAAAUUGUGAAUGGAAGAUUAUGAUUAGUAUGUAUCGAGGCGCUCUUGUCAGCGGUUUUUUUAAUAUUUUGAUCUACUUUAACAAAUUGGUAAAUAAUUUUUAAACCGCUCGAUAUAUUUUUUUACAAAUUUAAGAUUCUUGAGAUUAACCUUCCUUUUAUAUGAUCUUCUAGUUUCAAGGUUAUUGAUAUAUUGUAAGGCAGUAAAAUACCCUUACAAGGGUUUAAAAAUAAUGAAAUAUCCUAACAUCAUGACCCCAAAAGGCGGUCGCGGUCGCUUACGACGCAGGCGUCCGCACAUGGAGGUUCGAUUAUAUUAAGCAUAUUUUUUUUCUUUGGUAAAUCUCGGUAAUUGAAAAAAAUCUAAAGAGUCACGCACUAUUAUCACUUAAAAAAAUUAAUUACUCGACGUGUGUUUAUACCGAGAGCAUGAAGUUGUGGUUUCUGAGCAAGAGCAAGUAUUCUCGUUACAGUGAUCAUUAAAUUUAUAUAAUUAUAAUGUUGGCAGUUCGUGUAAGAUAUUCAGUAAUUAGUUUUAUUAUCUGUCUUUGAACGUGCAAUAUCUUUUUAAUGAAGUUUUUCUUUAGGGCAAUCUUCUUGUGAGUAUUAGUUUGUACCACUUCCAAAAAUUACAAUUACCCAUAUCAAGCAAAGUCAGUUGAAUUCAUUAAGCCAGCCAAUAUCAUCAACUGAACAAAGAAUCAAACAAACCUAGAAUAGCAAAUAUCAAUUUGUGGAAUUUAAAAGCAGGAUUUAUUUUGUUGUAACCUGCUCUUUCUCUCAAUAUGAAAGGGGUGGUCCUUUAUUUUCUUUUUCUUUCCUUUCUUAGGGCAUAGUUAAUAGAUUCGAAUGAUUGUGAAACCCUUCAUACUCCUUUGUUAUAGGUUUUUAUGGACCUGAAGAUGCACAACAUUAUAAGCAUUCCUACCAUUUUGAUCGCAUUGACCAAUAAAAACGUCGCAUUAAUUUAUUCCAUCACAAACAAAGGAUUGCGCACCGUCAGGGAGCUUCCAAUAUAAACUGCAUCACUGUUGUUUUUACAUUUGAUGUUUGUUGUCUUUCAUAACCAGUCUCCUCCAAUAACUAUGCUGAAUUUACUCUUUGAGUCUUUGUGCCUACCUCUGCUUUUUUCUUUCCUCAAAAGAGUUCCGCUUCUCAUAUUAAUCUUUAGUCAGAGGCUUCCGUAUCCGUCAAAUCCAUCAACCAAAAGAUAAGCUGCUUUCCAUUGAAAAGGGAAUUCAACUGCCUACGGGAGUACAACGUGUACUAUAUUUCUCUACGCCGUUUUAAGGAAGAAAAUAUGGUACUCGACCCCCAAGGGGCAUGGCCAAGUGCAUGCAAUGGCAGCAUCAACCAACACCACUGCUUCCAAUUAAUUAUAAGGUAGUCUAUGUGUGUGUUUUUUUUUCCUAAUUAAUUUGUCUUUUGUUUAAGGAGAUGACACACAAUUCAGGUAGAAUAAAAUAAGAAGAAACGUAUUGUCAGUAAAGCAAAUGUCAAAUCUUUCUUCUCUUUUUCUAAUAGACGCUAUGUGUACAAAUUUUUUGUACUGUUAGAAUUGAAUACUAACCAUUCAAUCAAGUGCUUAAAAAAGAAAGAUAAAUUUAGAUUGCCUUUUUUCAGUUUUAGCUAUCGCGCUAGGGCUUUCUUCGCAAUGAAUGAGUACAAAGCAAAGGCAAUAUUGGUGCUUUUCCAGCAGCUGCCAAGUCACGGAUUUAUCAUUAAUCCUGAUAAAGAACAAAAAAGAGAAGAUUGCAUUUGGUCCUUUAGUUUUAGCUGAAAAAACUAGAGUACGACCAACAACACAUCAUCUGGAGGGAAACGUACAGCCGUAACUGCAGCUUUUACAUGGACAGCUUUUCCUACUCCAUCAUUAUCGCUGUUUUAUGUCCAGUUGCAGUGGUCGGAAAUGCUCUGAUUUUGGCUGCGAUUUGGAAAAAGACAUUUAAAAGAACUGCUUUCCAUCUUCUUCUGAGUGCAUUAGCAAUCACUGAUUUGUGUACGGGAGUAAUAGCCCAACCUCUUACUGUUGCAGCCAAUCUUUUGCAAAUUGCAUCGGACUGCAAAUCAUAUUCACAUUGCAGAAACAGGCCAAUGAUUACUGAAGUAAUUGAUGCACUUAGUAAUACCAGUGCCACGUAUUUCUUUUCUGUCACAGCCCUUUUUACAUCACUAAUGGCAGUUGAGAGAUGGUUACACAUGACAAGGCGAUCCAAGUUGACAUCACGUCGUAGAUACAUUGUAGUUAUAGCGAUCUUGAUCCUUCCAUUACCCAAAGCAAUUUUUCGUUCCCUAGAAUCCGUGGAAAAAGGACGUUCCACACGUUCAUCGAAUAUUGCAAUCAUAGCUUUGGGAAUGGUUUGUAUCUUAACCACAUUUGCUGCUUAUUUUCAAGUUCUUCGAAUCAUUCGACGCCAUCGACAACGCGUUCAUAGCAGCAUGCGGACUGGCAAUUUUGGUCCAUCAGCAAUAAACCUGGCGAAGUAUGAGAAAUCUGUGGUGACGAUCUUAUAUAUCGUAGGUUUAUUUUACUUCUGUUUCUUCCCAUAUAUUGUAACUAUUAGUGUGUUUGUUCACUUUGGAAAUAAUGAUUCACGAGAAUUAUCUGUAGCCUUGCACAUCACCACAGUGUUUCUGUUCGCAUCAUCUUCACUCAACCCACUCCUUUACCUAUGGAGAAUGAACAAUGUUCGUACGGGAGUAAAGCGCUUAUGGUUUCGAGGAUCCGAAUAG